AUGGCAGUUAUUGUAUGCCCAGAGUGUAGCCAAGAUUAUGAAAAGGAAGCAAAGUAUUGCUAUAAGUGUAGACUGGCAUUCACAGAUGAUCUACCAGAGAGUAUAAAGAAGUACCUGAGGCCAAGAGCAAUGCAGGCAACAUCAGGAGGUGGUGGCAUAGGUCAACGAUCACACACAGUGCCAUUGUCAUCUAGUAGUGCAAUGACAGACAAGUCAAUGCUUCAGAGGAAUGCCUCACAACCUGUACCAAUAUACAAUUCAAAGAGUCACAGCAGUGGCAACAUCAAUCUCACUGGUGGUGUCGGAUCAAACUUGAUAUCAUCCUCAUCGCCACCAUCAAUCAAUCACAUGGCCAACAUCAAUAAUACAACGUCGUCAUCCAAGAUGACCACUCCCGUUCAGCCAACUACGACACCAAACAAGAAACAGCCACCACAUGUACCAUCACAUCCUCUUCCAGCCGUGCCACACAGGCCACAUGCCAACAGUGCGCCAACACAACCUACACAACAACAUCAAACAACUCAAUCACAAACACAAUCAACUUCACCUCCACUUCCAGUUAACAACACUCCAGCAUCACAUCAUCGCCAGCCACCUCCACCACCUUCAACGACCCCGCCUCAGACCGCGGAGGAAGCCGCGCCACCCAGCAGGAGGCCACUUUCACGUCGCAUCCCACCGCCUCCACCCGGCAAGAAACUGGUGCGAGCUGUCUGGGAUUGUAUACCCGAGCAAGAAGGCGACCUAGAAUUCUACGUUGGCGACAUCAUAUCAGUCACGACCAAAGACGACGAGUCUGGUUGGUGGAUUGGCACUCUCAAUGGACGUUCAGGCCUAUUCCCACGCAACUAUGUAGAAGAGUACGAAGUC
Messenger RNA from Acytostelium subglobosum LB1, 873 nucleotides. RefSeq lists its product as hypothetical. Gene Ontology annotation, cellular component: actin cortical patch. The transcript has a single exon. Gene Ontology annotation, molecular function: protein binding; lipid binding. The record is from RefSeq and is a predicted model, not a curated record. NCBI's taxonomy places the organism in Eukaryota, Evosea, Eumycetozoa, Acytosteliales, Acytosteliaceae. Gene Ontology annotation, biological process: plasma membrane tubulation; endocytosis; actin cortical patch localization. The annotation marks the transcript as partial.